This is a messenger RNA of Lineus longissimus, 3714 nucleotides long. Its product is annotated as CAAX prenyl protease 1 homolog. NCBI's taxonomy places the organism in Eukaryota, Metazoa, Nemertea, Pilidiophora, Heteronemertea, Lineidae. The transcript is spliced from 10 exons. Gene Ontology annotation, molecular function: metalloendopeptidase activity. Bases 73 to 1497 code for a protein of 474 amino acids. The record is from RefSeq and is a predicted model, not a curated record. Gene Ontology annotation, cellular component: endoplasmic reticulum membrane. Gene Ontology annotation, biological process: CAAX-box protein processing.
GUGGCAGCACUAUCGACCAGAAAUUUUAGAAUUUUUCCCAGUUCUUUCUCUUACAAAAUCAUCUUUUCCGUUAUGGAACUCGAUCCGGAGCACGUAUUCAACACGGUCUUUGCAUUCCUCUGGAUUGUGUUCGUAUGGGAAUCGUAUCUUUCGUACAGACAGCGAAGUCUAUACCGUACCACUACCACAGUUCCGAAAGAAAUAGAACAUGUUCUUGACAAGGAGACAUUUGAGAAGGCAAGGCUUUACCAAGUAGAUAAGAGUCUAUUUGGGUUUUGGAGUGGACUCUAUUCACAACUGGAGACCACAUUGAUCUUGUGGUAUGGCGGUCUACCAUUUGUUUGGCAAAAAAGUGAACAUAUCUUGAAUUACUUUGGCCUUGGAGCUGAGCAUGAGAUCACUCAGUCAUUGGUGUUUUUGAUGCUGGCGCUGGUCUACAGCACGAUCACUGGACUUCCAUGGUCAUUAUAUGGGACAUUUGUUAUUGAAGAGAGGCAUGGAUUCAACCAACAGACCCUUGGUUUUUUCUUCAAAGACACAAUCAAGAAGUUGCUCGUAACCGUAGCGAUAUCCCUACCAAUCGUGACUGGAAUUAUCUUUAUCAUCAAGGCUGGAGGAGAAUAUUUCUUCAUCUAUGCCUCACUCUUCACGUGUUUCAUAUCUUUGUUCCUGAUCUUUAUCUACGCUGAUUACAUCGCGCCCCUGUUUGAUCGGUUCACUCCGCUGCCUGAGGGCGAGUUGAGAACAAAGAUUGAACAAUUGGCUGACAGUAUCGAAUUCCCAUUGAAAAAACUCUUUGUUGUUGAAGGUUCCAAAAGGUCGACCCAUAGUAAUGCGUAUUUCUAUGGUUUCCAUAAGAACAAGAGGAUAGUUCUGUUUGACACGUUGCUUGAGGAUUAUGUUCCCACCGAUGAAAGGAAAGAGGCUGAGGCCAAGAAAGAAGAUGGUGCUGGUGAUGAAGAUGCACCUGAGGAGACUGCUCAGGAAGAGCCAGAGAAGACUGAGGAGAAAUCUGACAGCGUGAAGCCAGCAAGGAAGAAGUUAGGAUGCAACAAUGAGGAGAUCUUAGCUAUCCUAGGUCAUGAACUUGGACACUGGAAACUUAGCCAUAACCUCAAGAACCUCUGCAUCGGACAGGUGAACACAUUCCUUAGCUUCAUGGUGUUUGGCUUCUUGAUGCACCGACAAGUCCUCUACACAGCGUUUGGAUUCAACGUUAUGCCAACACUCAUAGGACUCCUCAUCAUAUUCCAGUUCAUAUUCUCACCAUAUAAUGAACUCCUGUCAUUUUGCAUGACUCUACUGAGCCGCCGAUACGAAUUUCAAGCUGAUGCAUUUGCCAAAUCUCUGCACCGUGCAGAGUCCCUCCAGUCUGCUCUCAUCAAACUGAACAAGGACAACCUUGGCUUCCCCGUUUCCGACUCCCUCUACUCAAUGUGGACGUACUCUCAUCCUCCGUUGUUGGAACGUCUCAAAGCUCUCAGCAAAACUGAAUGACUGCAGCAUGGAAAACAAACAAGUCAAAAAAUUGACUGAUGUGCUGUGUGAAAAAUUGGGCUCUCUAAUCCAUUCUGAUGUCAUAGAACUGAGAACAUCUAUGCAUUGCAGUAAAAGUUGUGAUCUAUACUUGACAAGGUACAGGUGCCUUUGUCAAUUUAUUAGUAAAAGGUGACAUAUGUACUUUUAAAUAGAACAGAAUGUUCUUAGUUCCAGUUGCUUGAAAUGUUUUAUUAGAUGGUCAGUACCGACUGUACCCACUCCCUUCGAAAACUUCUCCUUUGCAUCAAGGUUAUUUUUGAAAAUUUAGCUAAAGCUAUGUUUAUACGUGUUGUGAGGUUCUGUGCCACAUAUAACAUGACCAUUUUCUGCGGUGUAAUGUUAUGCAUUUGUCGUAGGAUAUGCACAGAUAUGUAGGGCAACACCUAAACUACAUGUGUAGUCUUUAAAACUGCCCAAUUUGAGGUAAGUAAGAAAACUUAAGUGUUUGUUAAUGAGCAAUGGUCAUUUGAGAUUUUCUGGAGAUGUAAACAACUUUGCUGUGACUGUAGUAUGACUCUCGGUGUACUGUGGGUAUAACCCUUUUGUUAAAGAGUAAGUAGAUUAGAAUUGCACUGCUUUUCAUUAUGGCAGUCAGAGUUAGUAUUUAAAACGAUCCUGCAACUUCUAAGCGAAUUUCAGGUCUCAUAUUACUACUGUGGAUAUAUUUGUCUUGUUGGCCACUCCCACCCUAAAAAAAACCUGCUCUGGUCCACGGAGGCCGUCAUACUAACCUCUGAUGGGCAGGUUAUGUCGUUUUUGCAAGUGCCUGACUGUCUGCAACUCAAUUAUGUCAUUCUAUGUUCUGAUUUUUGGUGUCUAGAUGUUUUCCCCUUGAACUGCCGCUUAAAUGACCAAUGUAUUUCAUGUGGCAAUAUUUUGGCAUAGAAAUUUGGUCAGUUGUGAUGCUGGUGUCUUACAGGUAAAAUAUACAACUGUACAAUGUUAAAUGCAAUCUACUUACUCUUUAAUAUGCAUAUUAAAACGUUGAAUUUCAGUUUUGUUGAGCUACUGUUAGCAAUUAUGUAGUUGUUGUAUUCAGAGUAUUAUCUCUGUUUCUUAGGGACUGCUGAAAUGAUUGAAGUCUGUAGGUGAAUCAAACGAUUGUGUGUCUUUUUACAUGAAGAUAAAAUGCAAACAUCGGUUCUAAAUACACUGUUGAUUUUAUUGCAUCUGCUAUAACUGAUGAUCUCACGGUCAUGUUAAAAUCAAUAUUGUCGUUCAAUCCAGUACCAAGAUAGAUAGUGUUCUUGAAUGUUCUGGCAAUAUUGGUUGGCCAGUUGCCGCAAGAGAUGGAUAUUAUGUCAGAGAGUAUUGCCUUAACUAUUCAUUGAAUCACUCAAUGAAUGCUUCAUGAAGAUACCAGUGUUGUCAUAAAUGCUCUUAUCAUUAUUGUAUAUGCUACAGAUUUUGUGAAAUUUCUCAACUUGGAUAAAAUAAACUAAUUUAGAUGUGACAGAUUCAAGGCCCAUGUUUUGUUGACUCCUUCCUAUGAAAUGUGCUUUCUCAUCGAUUAUGUUUUGUUUUCAUUUGUUGCUGAUCUGGAUAGUGUUACUGAGAAAUGAAUUGAUGUUAAAGUAAGCUCACAUCAAUAGUUACUCUUUGAGAAAUGAUACGAUCUUUGUCCAUUUGAGAUGGACUGGAACUACUUCUUCAUUUAUUAUAGAUAGAAAUGAAAUAUCAAAGGAACUAUUUCAGUGUUGCCCUUAGAUGAUGCUGAUGAUGGCUUCAUCCACUUUAGUUUAGAGUUAUUGCUUUCUUUUGGGACCAAGCAUGCUAUAUACAUGUAGGUGAUUCACAGGCCUACCCCAUGUUUCAUCAAGGCGAUUUGACCUGGGUGACAAAUUUUGAUGGGAUUUCUCAUCGGAAUAAGCCCCCCACCUGCAAUCCACCUGUGUGUUUGACGCAACAUUGUUCCUAUCAUCAUUCCACCAUUUUAUCCUGGGAAUCAUCUAUAUAUUGGUACCAGACAUUUAUUGUGGAGUAAUAAAUUGUUCAUGUUUUAGAAUUUUUCACUUCAAUUGUGAGAAGACUGCAAAAUGCUAGAAGCCAAACAUUGCAUGUAAAAAAAGAUGUUGCACUUCAGUGUUAACCCUUUAAAGCCAUUAAAGGCAUAAAAUAUAUUCAUAUGCCAAACAUUUAUCUUUUUAUUCACAAUAAAUUUGUUUGUGAAAAUGA